UUCAUCCUCUUUAAGCUAUCUCUGGUUAGCGCUGGUUGGCGUUCCAUUUUCCGGUCUAAAUCGAGGGGUGCACGAUUGCUGUGGCUGUUAGCUGUAAAGGUUCAUGAAGAGAGUUUUUUCUAACUUCUUAAUGGCUUGUCUAGAUUUGAAAGAGUUUGAGAGAUGAAGUUAGUAGAAGUCAUUGAGAGCAGUUGAAUUGGUUUUCAUUAGCUGGUUAUGGAAGACACUGAAAGGUCUGGGGAGAAAGCCUUCUCAAAUGGGGACGUUUAUGUUGGAAAUUUUAAUGGAGUGCUGCCACAUGGUAACGGUAAAUACACGUGGUCAGAUGGGACUGUAUAUGAGGGUGAUUGGGAAAAUGGUAAGAUGACAGGGAAAGGAAACAUGAUCUGGUUGUCAGGAGCAAGAUAUGAAGGUGAUUUCUCUGGGGGUUACCUUCAUGGUUUUGGUACCUUAACUGGAUCUGAUGGGUCAAUUUACAGGGGGGCAUGGAGGAUGAAUAUUGUGCACGGUGUUGGAAAAAAGCAAUAUUGUAAUUCUGAAAUUUAUGAAGGUCAAUGGAAGGAAGGAGCACAUGAUGGUAGCGGUAAGUACACAUGGAACAGUGGAAAUAUGUAUAUUGGGAGUUGGAAAGCUGGGAAAAUGUGUGGUAGAGGGGUUAUGAGAUGGGCAAAUGGUGAUCUUUUUGAUGGCCUUUGGUUAAAUGGGUUUAGACAUGGGAAUGGCAUUUAUAGGUAUGCAGAUGGAGGAUACUAUUUUGGAACGUGGAGUCAGGAUCUAAAGGAUGGAAAAGGAAUUUUCUAUCCUGCUGGAAGUAAACAUCCAUACCUAAUGAAGUGUUGUAGCUCUCGUGAUUAUGAUAAGGAGGGGAAGAAUCUGCUGUCAUCUUCAUCAUUGAAUUCAGAAGGAAAAGCGCAAACAUCAAUUGUUAAGAGAAGUCUAUCAGAGAAGAUUUCUGUCGGUGGAUUUUUGAAAAGUUCAAGUCGAAUAUCACACGGGGCUACAUUGUUAAAGCAAAAUUUUAGAACUUCUAGUUCUUCUAGAAAUUUCUUGUGCCAUGACCCCUCGUGCACAUUGUCCAAUACUAUAGAAGGAGGUCAAUAUGUGUCACAAGAUAGUGACAGUUUAGUCUAUGAAAGGGAAUACAUGCAGGGGGUUCUGAUUAAAGAGAGAAUAAGGAAGUAUACCGAGUUGUCAAAAAAAUGUAAAGAGCCAAAUAGCUUUCAUACGGACAAAGCAAAGAAGGCGUCAUGCAUUGACAUUUUUGAAGGCCGUCGGAGUCAUUAUUUAAGACUUAAUUUGCAACUUGGUAUCAGGUAUACUGUUGGCAAGAUCACACCAGUUCCUGUGCGUGAAGUUCGAUCUUCCGAUUUUGGAGAUCGAGCUAGAAUAAGGAUGUAUUUCCCCCGAAAAGGUUCCCAGUUCACACCUCCGCACGAUUCAAUUGAUUUCUACUGGAAAGAUUAUUGCCCUAUGGUCUUCAGGAAUUUGAGGGAAAUGUUCAAGUUAGAUGCGGCAGAGUAUAUGAUGUCCAUUUGUGGUGAUGAUGGUCUAAGAGAGCUUUCUUCUCCGGGGAAAAGUGGCAGUAUUUUCUAUCUCUCUCAUGAUGAUAGAUUUGUAAUUAAGACAUUAAAAAGGCCGGAACUUAAGGCAAUGCUCAAGAUGCUGCCCAAUUACUAUCGUCAUGUAGGAGAACAUGAAAAUACACUCAUUACGAAAUUUUUUGGACUCCAUCGCAUAAAGUUAAGAGGUGGAAGAAAGGUACGGUUUGUAGUCAUGGGGAAUAUGUUCUAUACUGAACUACGGAUUCAUCGUCGCUAUGAUUUGAAAGGAUCAACUCAUGGGAGAAUCACAAAGAAAGAUAAAAUCAGCCAGCAUACCACAUUGAAAGAUCUGGAUCUGACAUAUGAGUUUCAUAUGGACAAAUUAUUGCGGCAGUCACUGUUUAAACAAAUAAAAUUAGACUGCAUGUUCUUAGAAUCACAGCAGAUAAUUGAUUAUAGCCUUCUGGUGGGAUUACAUUUUAGAGCUCCUGAGCAGCUCAAGUCCUUCGAACCUCCUGAUACAAGGCACACUCUAGAGACUUUACUUGCUAAUGACGGUGAAAAUCUGCAAGCUGAACUUCCGAUUCCUCCUAAUGGCCUGCGAUUGGUAACUCAUGAACCUAGUUCUGUCAGUACUGCACCAGGUCCUCACAUCAGAGGAAGGACACUAAAAGCAUUUUCUUUAGGCGACAAGGAAGUUGAUGUUUUACUCCCUGGUACUGGAAGGUUACGAGUGCAAUUAGGAGUAAAUAUGCCGGCGCAGGCACAGCGGAAGCUUUGUCUUGUUGAGGAAGACUCUUCAGAAGUUGAACUUUUUGAGGUUUAUGAUGUUGUUCUUUUUAUGGGAAUAAUUGACAUAUUGCAGGAAUACAAUGUGAAAAAGAAACUCGAGCAUGCAUACAAGUCAACGCAAUUUGACCCCAUGUCAAUUUCUGUUGUUGAGCCACACCUGUAUGCUAGUCGAUUCACCAAAUUCUUAGAGAGAAUUUUCCCCGAUCUACCAUGAAAGACCCUAGUUUUGUUUUCCCUUUAUUUUAUUAUUCACAAUAACAAUUUUUAUUUUUAUUUUCUUCUUUUUAUACGAAAGGCUUCAUAUCAAACUAUUAUAAGCAA
Morus notabilis is the source of this 2654-nucleotide messenger RNA. Its product is annotated as phosphatidylinositol 4-phosphate 5-kinase 7. The record is from RefSeq and is a predicted model, not a curated record. Gene Ontology annotation, biological process: phosphatidylinositol metabolic process. NCBI's taxonomy places the organism in Eukaryota, Viridiplantae, Streptophyta, Magnoliopsida, Rosales, Moraceae. Bases 217 to 2547 code for a protein of 776 amino acids. Gene Ontology annotation, molecular function: ATP binding; 1-phosphatidylinositol-4-phosphate 5-kinase activity. The transcript has 10 exons.